AUGGUUAGAAUAAAGCAAACGAUCUGCGGUUGCAGAGUGGGAAAUCAACGAUUUUUUCCAAAUCAGACACUACCUUUCAAUCGCGAAGGAGCAGAGGAUGAAGAAAUCACGACAUUUCCGAUAUCUCCUGUGAAAAUUACACCCCUCCUGAUCACCACUCGUCCCGUAAAGAAAAGAUUGAGGUACUGUCCAGGAGCCCUAGUGUUGAAAGAAAUCAGAAAAUUCCAAAGAAAUACGAAUUUGUUGAUAGGGAAAAUCUCCUUCCAACGCCUUGUCCGUGAGAUUUCGCACAAUUUUGCCCCAUAUUUGCGGUUUCAACCUACAGCUUUGCUAGCGCUCCAAGAAGCGGCAGAGUCAUACAUCAUUAGUUUGUUUGAUGAUAUGAACCUAUGUGCUCUCCAUGCCCGUAGGGUUACUAUUACGCCUCGAGAUAUGCAGCUGGCGCUACGGAUCCGUGGGGAAAAAGCUUGA
This is a messenger RNA of Pocillopora meandrina, 471 nucleotides long. The record is from the annotation of a GenBank genome assembly. Lineage: Eukaryota; Metazoa; Cnidaria; Anthozoa; Scleractinia; Pocilloporidae.